AACCCGGUAUGGGGUUGCUAUGAAUUAAAAUGGACUUGAUAGCAGUGAGCUGGGUUUUUAACCUUGGCUAAGACUCUUCUUGGAUAUUCUGAUUUGGAGGGGCAGAAUUUACUUCAAGGAUCUAGAAACUUCCAAGCCUCCAGCCUCCCUUUGGGCUGCUGUCAGUGUGAGCUCCUGAAGUCAACUGAAGAGGCGGGCGGACAGGCGGCGUGGACCAGCUCUUUCUCCGGUAGCCACGCUGUGCCUUUGUAAAGUGUUGUCUUCGGGCCCCGCCACGAUGUCCGGAGAGAUGGACAAGCCGCUCAUCAGCCGCCGCCUGCUGGACAGCGACGGCAGCCUGGCAGAGCCUCCCAGCGAGGCCCCCAAAGUGGGCAUCGUGGGCAGUGGGGACUUUGCCCGCUCCCUGGCCAUCCGCCUGGUGGGCUCUGGCUUCAACGUGGUGGUGGGGAGCCGCAACCCCAAACGCGCGGCCAGGCUGUUCCCUUCGGCAGUCCGGGUGGCUCUGCCGGCCGAUGCGGUGAGCUCCUCGGAGGUCAUCUUUGUGGCUGUGUUCCCCGAGCACUACUCCUCGCUGUGUGCUCUCGGCGAGCAACUGGCUGGCAAGAUCCUGGUGGACGUGAGCAACCCCACCGAGCAGGAGCACCUUCAGCACCGCCAGUCCAAUGCUGAGCACCUGGCCUCCCUCUUCCCCGCCUGCACCGUGGUCAAGGCCCUCAACGUCAUCUCGGCCUGGACCCUGCAGGCUGGCCCGAGGGAUGGGAACAGGCAGGUGCCCAUCUGCAGCGAUCACAUGGAAGCCAAACGCACAGUCUCAGAGUUGGUGCAUGCCAUGGGCUUCUUACCAGUGGACAUGGGCUCCCUGGUGUCGGCCCGGGAGGUAGAGGCCAUGCCUCUGCGCCUCCUCCCUAGCUGGAAGGUCCCCGUCCUCCUGGCCCUUGGGCUCUUUGUCUGCUUCUACAUCUACAACUUCAUCCGGGAUGUGGUGCAGCCCUACGUGCAGGAGGGCAAGAACAAGUUCUACAAGCUCCCUGUGUCUCUGGUCAACACGACGCUCCCCUGCGUGGCCUACGUGCUGCUCUCGCUGGUGUACCUGCCUGGCGUGCUGGCAGCCGUCCUGCAGCUGCAGCGUGGCACCAAAUACCUCCGCUUCCCGGACUGGCUGGACCACUGGCUGCAGCACCGCAAGCAGAUCGGCCUGCUGAGCUUCUUCUGCGCCCUUCUGCACGCGCUCUACAGCUUCUGCCUGCCCCUGCGCCGCUCCCACCGCUUUGAUCUCGUCAACCUGGCCGUGAAGCAGGUCUUGGCCAACAAGAGUCACCUCUGGAUUGAGGAGGAAGUCUGGCGGAUGGAAAUCUACCUCUCCCUGGGAGUGCUGGCCCUCGGCACACUGUCCCUGUUAGCCAUCACCUCUCUGCCUUCCAUCGCAAACUCACUCAACUGGAGGGAGUUCAGCUUCGUUCAGUCCGGUCUGGGCUUGGUGGCCCUCGUGCUGAGCACGCUGCACACGCUCACCUAUGGCUGGACCCGCGCGUUCCAGGAGAGCCGCUACAAGUUCUACCUGCCACCCACCUUCACGCUCACGUUGCUGGUUCCCUGUGUGGUCAUCCUGGCCAGAGGCCUGCUUCUCCUGCCCUGCUUCAGCCGCAGGCUCACCAAGAUCCGGAGGGGCUGGGAGAAGGACACCAUUCAGUUCGUGCUGCCUGCUGACCACACCCAGGCCCAGAAAACAAGCCAAGUAUGAGGGGCCUGCACCUUCUGGGAACCAGCAGCUGUCUGAGUGGUGUCCCACGGGCAUCUGGGCUGCUUUUCCUGAUUGUGCGGGAUAGUGUCAUUGUGCCCAGUCUAGGGUCUGAAGUCCGAACUUCUGGAAAAGUAUUUUAUGCAGUAAUAUUCAGAAUGACAUGCAUAGGUGUCUGAUAUAUAUGUACAUGUAUUUCAUAUAUGUUUAAGUGAGGCUUGUGAUCAUAAUUUACAAAAAAAUUUAGUCCCUGAGAUUUCUCAGUUGGUAGACUGAAAAGCAAGGGCCAGGUGUUAGGAGACCAUCUGAACAUGAUCAUGGCAUUGGCAAAUACAUCGUUUUUGUUCAAAAGAGG
Echinops telfairi (small Madagascar hedgehog) is the source of this 2093-nucleotide messenger RNA. It is a transcript of the gene STEAP3, whose product is annotated as STEAP3 metalloreductase. Gene Ontology annotation, biological process: copper ion import. The record is from RefSeq and is a predicted model, not a curated record. Gene Ontology annotation, cellular component: plasma membrane; endosome. The transcript has 5 exons. Gene Ontology annotation, molecular function: cupric reductase (NADH) activity; ferric-chelate reductase (NADPH) activity. The coding region runs from base 278 to 1741 and encodes 487 amino acids. NCBI's taxonomy places the organism in Eukaryota, Metazoa, Chordata, Mammalia, Afrosoricida, Tenrecidae.